Suillus subaureus is the source of this 2346-nucleotide messenger RNA. RefSeq lists its product as uncharacterized. Bases 48 to 2285 code for a protein of 745 amino acids. The transcript is spliced from 6 exons. The record is from RefSeq and is a predicted model, not a curated record. NCBI's taxonomy places the organism in Eukaryota, Fungi, Basidiomycota, Agaricomycetes, Boletales, Suillaceae.
UGCUUCAGAUCUCCCUUCUCCUCUUUGAGAUUGCUCUCGCGGCCCACAUGUGGUACGAGCGGCCCAGCAUCGCUUGGGUGAUCAUUGCCAUAAUGGUCUCUGGAUUUCUGUUCUAUUCGCUGACAGCUGUGGCAUGUUCGAUAACUUCUUAUUGUCCAUUUCAGACGCCAGCGUCGACGGCGUUGCAAAUGUUGGGCAUCGACAAAGUUUUAUCACCGAUCUUCGAAUCGUCCUCCAGGUAUUUCCGUCAGCUCAAGAAGUCAGCGUACGCUGUGCUGCAACGAGGGCUUGGUACCCUCAGACCGGGAUGGAACCAAUUGUCUAAACCAUUGAGAAGCGCUGUGUGUGCUGCUAGCGAAUUCGCACGACGCUCUCUUAAGUCGUUAUCCACAGCGCUUCAGAAAGGGCUGCGUUAUUUGGCUUCGCGCUCUUCGACAAAUGCUGGAGACCUAGAGUCACAACAGGAUCCGGAUGCUUUGGUGAAGAGUACCAGCGACGUCGAAACACGCAGCAUCAAGUGGCUGCUGGAAAUAUCUACGGAUCCUGAAAUAUAUAUCGCGGCUGCCUGCUUUAUUCCGCAGGUCAAAUGGCCCCUAGAUCUUGACGUCCCAGACAUACCGCAACACGUGUCUGAUAUUUUCACAGGCUGCAUCGGCUUUGAUGGGCAAAUUUUACCGUCGUUGAAGGAGAGAGCCUCUGCAUGUGCAAUGAUCCUAAGUCAUCUAUACUACGGACGUGUUCUCGAGGCAUAUCCUGGCCACAGUAAUUUCUUUGGCCGUGAGAGACAAAAUGGCAAUGUAUUAUCUGAAAGUGUAUCCUUCUUUAUUCCAGACACCGGUUCCAUUCCUGCCCUUGAGCCGCUAUUACGUGUUCUUCCUUAUCACUUUGUCACUGGGCGAGUGGAAGAAUAUGUAGAAAAAUUCGCCAUAGCAGUAAUAUCCAAACUGCUAUCCUCUCCAUCCUCUCCGUCGAAUCAAACCAUAGCCGACUGCAUCUUUCUCGCUUGCGUCAUGGUGGGGGUUCAGUUUGACAAGAAGGACAUAAUUCUGACUGAUAAAAGUGCUGUCUUGCCUCAAGUCACGCAGUCCCUUUUGGCGCAGUUCCAAAGGGUUCUCUGUGCAUGGGAUGGAGGCGAUCUCGACAAAGACAGCACAGGAAUCACACGCCGAGCAUGGGGCCUCCUUGACAUUAUCUGUCGCAUGCUUGAGCUUGCUCAAAGUCACUAUAACCGUUCAUUCAAUACCAUGCGAAACCUGGACGUGUGUAGGAAGAUUUAUUCACGAGCGAACUCAUACAAGCAAAAUGAUCCGGCAGCUCUGCAAAAUGAUCUGGCAGCUCUGCAAAAUGCAUUGCACUUCACGUUCACCGCUGCUAAAGUUUCUCGGGACCCUGACUACUUGUGGAAUCAGCGGUAUUUAAAUUCAGAGACAGACGAUUCCCACUCGCCAGGAGAAUUCGACUGGCUGGUGGACUACUUCGAGGGCAUCUAUUACGACCAGGAAGUGGGAUUUGACAUCCUUUUGGUCCUUGGUUCCAUGAAAGUGCGCUUCAGCCCUGCUCAACAACAUCGAUUCAUCGAGACCCUCGUCGCCUGCAUGGGCAGUAACAAGCCUGUUCAUUUUCGUUAUGCCGCCCUCCGCGCUGCUCACACUGUCCGAGAAGAAAUCGCCUCGAUCAAUGACAUGGAUGCGGGGCUGCGGGACAUGGUUUUGACCAAAUUAUCCCCCGCUAUCCUGACUACAGUUUGCCCGCGACCAGGUACAACACUCGCCGAUGAUCCUCACUACUUCUUCGAUUUUGACCGCGAUUUGUGCUAUCUCGAACUGAUAUAUGCCCUUGCGAAGGAUUCCAACUGGCACCCCCAUUUGCUUGGGGAUCACCAUAUAGAUUGGUGCAACAGCAUGAUUGAAGAGUACCGCAUGCACCCACCACAUGCCUUUUACCUAGCUGGCAUCCUCAUUCAAAUCGCACCUGAACAGUCGUCGGUUACAUCGUUCGAUGCUAUGACAGAGCAGCAGUGGUGGGACAUAAUGUGGGGCGCAUGGUAUCAUGCCGAGUUUGUAAUCGACGAUACACACCUUUUGGAGUUCCUUUCCGUCCUUGCGGAAGGCAUGAAGAGGUAUAUACAGAUUGCUUCGGAAGAUAGUCUCAGGGAGCUCGUUAGAUAUAUGGAUGAGAUUCUCGAAGCACUGGAGGAGCGAUAUUCAGAGCAGGGAGAGGGUGUGGGUGUCAUCGAUGCUGUGAAAGAAUUGAGGACUGUAGCCAGUGAUAAGCUUGUCUGGUAAGCAUUGAAUAUUUUUUUUGUAUAGUAUAUGUAUACAAUAUACCAUUGAUAAAACCAAUUGC